Achroia grisella is the source of this 940-nucleotide messenger RNA. Its product is annotated as adenylate kinase isoenzyme 1-like. The transcript is spliced from 5 exons. NCBI's taxonomy places the organism in Eukaryota, Metazoa, Arthropoda, Insecta, Lepidoptera, Pyralidae. The record is from RefSeq and is a predicted model, not a curated record. The coding region runs from base 114 to 890 and encodes 258 amino acids. Gene Ontology annotation, molecular function: ATP binding; AMP kinase activity. Gene Ontology annotation, cellular component: mitochondrion; cytoplasm. Gene Ontology annotation, biological process: nucleobase-containing compound metabolic process.
UCUAGACGUACGUUCAAACAAUUGUCAUUUAUUUAGAGAUGUCAUUUUAUUUCACAAACUUUGUUGCGUGUAAUUAAUUACACAAUCGUGUGGUUUCUUUAUUUGUGGAGGUCAUGGGUUGUUUCUAUUCUAGAGGGUUGGAAGAUGAUAACACGCUUUAUGAUAUGUCGCCUAUCCGUCACCUUCCGGUCAUAUUCGUGAACGGAGUACCAGGUGCUGGCAAUCAGACAGUGGCGCAGACCAUAUCAAACAUAACAGGGUAUACAAUAAUCAGACCUGGAGAUUUGGUGAGGGCGGAGGCGCUGAAGGAUACCUCUAGAGGGCGCUUAAUUGCAGAUAAACUACGAACUCAAGAUGAAAUCUCAGAGCAACUAACAGUAGACCUGAUAAAAGAAGCGAUGUUGACGCAACAGGAAGCUACCGGAUUCAUCUUGGUGGGCUUCCCGAAGAACCCGAGGAUGUCUAAUAUUUUUAACAGACAGGUCAAAUGGCCAGAGAAGAUUGUUGCUUUGGAAGUUGACAAUGAGGUGGCAGCCACAAGACUUCAAAACAAACUAUCAGAAUUAGGAAGACCAGAAUCAGAGAUUAAUGCGGCAAGAGAGAUCAUCAGGGAAGCUGCGCAUAAAGUAAAGAACGUUCACAAACGAUUCAGAGGACAUGUUGUAACGCUGGACAGUACUGGAAAUCCAAAAGCGCUUGCAUCGACGCUGAAGGAAAUAUUAUCAGAUACGAUCGAGAAGAGUCAGAAGCGAUCAGCGUCCCCAGAAGCACGUCCCCCUUCAGCAGUAUCAGCACCAGCCGUGGCGUUCAACCAAAAGUGUCCUAUGUGUCCCAUCAGCCCAAUAUUAGGGAGAGACGCACCGCCAUCAGAGAUUGUGGGGGAGAAAUGAUCUAUUAUUAUAAUUUAAUUCAGAUAUAUUUUAACUUUGCUAUAUUACAU